AGAUACUGUGUGUAGUGGUAGGAGUGGUAGUGAGGUUUUCUCUUUUCUAAAAACUCUUGAUUGAAAAUAAAAAAAUUGUGAAUAUUCUUAUCAAUUAUAGUUUUCCUGCGGUAGUUUCCACUCGUGAUUAUUUUACUCAGUAUAAAUGUAACGAUAGUUUGAUUUAAACAAAAAAAAGUUGGUUGCUCAGUGAUUAUAACUUAAUUAAAUUUUAGCAAACAAUAUUUACUGCGGUUGACUGUGAGGAGAACGUGUUAUUUGAAAUAUAAUUAUAAAAACCGAUCCAGAAAAGGUUUAUUAGUUAAAUACAAUGGCAAACGAAUUGGAAACCGAAUCCUUGGAGACAAGUGUAGAAGAAAAAUCAUCCGGAAAACGAUCCCAAGAAGAUGAUUACCUUAACCCUCAAAAGAAAAGAAAAAGCGAACCCAAAAAUAUAAAUUUGCAGGAGAAAAAUCCGAUUUCGCUACUAAAUGAGCUCCGGCUGGGAUUGAAAUACGAUAUAAUUGAACACAUGGGUCCAUCUCACAAUCCAACCUUCAAGAUAUGUGUUGAAGUUGAUGGACAAAAGUAUUUCGGUGUUGGGAACUCCAAAAAAGCUGCCAAAUUUGAAGCCGCAACUGAAGCGUUGAAGUCGUUUAUUCAGUUUCCGACUAAUGGUACAUUUCUCUCCAAGAAAACGGUUCCAGGUACAAGAUUGGAUUUUACAUCAGAUCAAGUCAUCAACAAGAAGCACGACAAUACCUUGUCAAAUAAGAACAAAGGAGUUAAAGGACCCUUGAUGAUAUUAAAUGAACUAUACCCAGAUGCUGAGUUCACAUGCAUUUCCAAUGAGAGUGAUCCUUACGGUAGAUUUAAGAUCUCUAUAAAUAUCAACAAUGAAACCUAUUACGGAACUGGCUCUAACAAGAGACUAGCUAAAAACGCGGCAGCGUCACGAGCACUAAGCAAGUUAACCAAUUACACCAGUCCUAGUUCUGCUAAUUCUGCCAUGGAAGAUCUUCCGUUUGCCACGAAGGAAGAACAGGAUUUGGCUGAUACUGUCGGAAGACUUGUCAAUGAGAAAUUCAGUAGUUUGAUGGCUGAUGAUUGCGUGCAUAUCAAGCGGAAAGUUUUGGCAGGUAUUGUGAAAACUACCAACAAUGAUCUCUCUACAGCAGAAGUAAUAUGUGUCACUACCGGAACAAAAUGCGUUGCCGGAGAUUAUAUCAGUAUCAACGGAGCUUCACUGAAUGAUAUGCAUGCCGAAAUUCUAUCGAGAAGAUGCUUAAUCAAUUAUUUCUACGAUCAGUUAGAACUCUUGCUAUCAAACUCAACCAAAGAUAAUUCCAUAUUUACACUUAAAGCCGACAAGAAAGGGUAUCAAUUGAAGCCAGAGAUCGAUUUUCAUCUUUAUAUAAACACAGCACCGUGUGGAGAUGCUCGUAUUUUCAGUCCACAUGAAGAAAUUGCUGUCGAUAAACAUCCCAACAGAAUAUCCCGUGGACAACUUAGGUCAAAGAUCGAAUCAGGAGAAGGCACAAUACCUGUCAAAAACGCUGCUGCCAUUCAGACUUGGGACGGUAUCGUCCAGGGUGAAAGACUCCUAACUAUGUCGUGUUCGGAUAAAAUAUGCAGGUGGAACGUCUUGGGUCUCCAAGGAGCUCUCUUGUCUCAUUUUAUCGAACCUAUAUAUUUAAAGUCUUUGACACUGGGGAGCUUGAUGAAGGAGAGUCAUUUGUACAGAGCCAUCUGUGGAAGAAUAGAGAACACUUUGCAAGGUCUGCCUCCACCGUUCCUAUUGAACAGACCGACUAUGUUGAGAGUAACAUCCGUUGAGGUACGACAGCCCCAGAAAGCUCCCAAUUUUUCAGUCAUAUGGACGAUGGGUAUGCAAAAACCUGAAAUAGUCAACACUACCAUGGGAAAACCCGAAGAAGGAGUAUCUUUGGUCUGCAAACAGAAACUAGUUAACAGGUUCGUUUCGUUAUUUAACAAGUUACAGACAACUACCAAUGUCAAAUCACUACCUGGAACCUUGAUGGAAGCUAAAGAAAGCGUUCCCAACUACAACGCAGCAAAGAAGAGCCUCCACGAGUCCUUCCUCAAGGCCCAACUGGGUUCUUGGGUGUCGAAACCUUUGGAACAGGACAUGUUCGAUAUUAUUCCUCCUAGCUCGUAAGAUUGUAGAAGAGAAUACUUUUUUAGCGUCAAUUUUGAUUUAAGAUAGGAUUUUUUUUUAAUUAGUUAACAAAACAUUGUUCACUGUCACUAAUUUUUCUUGAAAUGUCACGAAUGAAAAAGUUGUGUUUUUAAUGUAAGUAUCUGAACAACUAGAAUAGUGUGAGUAAAUUCAAUUUUUCUGAG
Diabrotica virgifera virgifera (western corn rootworm) is the source of this 2343-nucleotide messenger RNA. RefSeq names its product double-stranded RNA-specific editase Adar (gene Adar). The transcript has 4 exons. Lineage: Eukaryota; Metazoa; Arthropoda; Insecta; Coleoptera; Chrysomelidae. Gene Ontology annotation, biological process: adenosine to inosine editing; RNA processing. Gene Ontology annotation, molecular function: double-stranded RNA binding; tRNA-specific adenosine deaminase activity; double-stranded RNA adenosine deaminase activity. The record is from RefSeq and is a predicted model, not a curated record. Gene Ontology annotation, cellular component: cytoplasm; nucleolus. The coding region runs from base 311 to 2158 and encodes 615 amino acids.